GUUAGGGCGCGCUCAAAGCCACGAGGGGUCUGUUUAGUUUAGUUCUGUUGUGUUCGCUCUUUCGGUGCUCUGCCUGUCUUCUCUCCUGUCGUCUGUCCUCUCGUUCUUCCGUUCGAUGUCGAUGAUGUCUUCGCGACGGUGGUGGUGCGAGCAGUGCGCGAGUGCGCCCCUCUAGGGAUGGACGGUGAUGACGCGAAGAGGGCUCGCCGUCGCCGUCGCCGACUAGUCACGCGAUAGCGCCAUGCCGCGCUGUCUCAUGGCCAAGAAGUGGAAAGCGUAUCCGUGGCCGGAGCGCCCCGAGCAGGACGACGACCACCAGGACCCCGAGGACGAGGAGAUCGACGUCGUCGGCGAUGCGCCCGCCUGCUGGGGGCCCUCCAGUCCUACGGCCGGCGCCACGGCGCCCAGUCCGCCGCCGACGUCUCCGAACGGAACCACGCUCAUCUACAACGGCUACCUUCACGAAUUCUCUCCUUCCACCUAUCCCCCAACCACCUUCAUCCCCCGUAACGACCAACCUCCAAGCGGCCAAACGCAACCAUCUUACGCAACCUUACGAACGGUGGUGGAAACCCAAGACCUUCGUCCCGACUACAGCACUCCCACUCCUCCCCGUUCCCGCAAAUCUCUCGCCAUGACCUUCACCAGCACGGGAACAGCCCUCUCCCUCCCGCCCAAAAAGAAGGACAUCUACCGUCCUUACUCCCUCGACGACAAACCACCGCCGCCUCCACCCCCCACCAUCCGGGUACCCGCCGAGGAGGACCUCCACGCCGCCCACGCCAUCCUCGACCUCAGCGCCUCCACGACGGUGUUCCUGCCGCCGCCGCCGCCGCCACCACCUCCAGAACGUAACGAUGAAGACAACGUCCUCCACCCGGCACCGGUGAAGAGCGGCAAAACGAUAGCCUACACUUAUGAAGCUUUUUUCGUCAGUGAUGGGCGUUCCAAGAAACGGUUUACUCCAGACGAGACCUUGACGGCUAAGGCUCUUGUUAACGAAAAGCCCAAAUACACUUGCAGUGAGUGUGGGAAACAAUACGCAACUUCGAGUAACUUGUCACGUCACAAGCAAACUCACAGGAGUUUGGACUCCCAAUCGGCCAAGAAAUGUAUAACCUGUGGGAAGGCUUACGUCAGUAUGCCUGCCUUGGCUAUGCAUGUGCUUACGCACAAAUUGGCUCAUAGAUGUAGCGUCUGUGGUAAGCAAUUCUCGCGACCUUGGUUGCUCCAAGGUCACUUAAGGUCACACACGGGGGAGAAGCCCUACGGGUGUGCCCACUGUGGCAAGGCGUUUGCCGACAGGUCGAACCUAAGGGCCCACAUGCAGACGCACUCAGCUGAUAAAAAUUUCGAGUGCCCCAGGUGUCACAAAACAUUCGCGCUGAAGUCGUACCUUAACAAACACCUGGAGUCGGCGUGUCUUAAGGAGGAGGCGGGGCCUAGCAGCUGCGCGGAGGAGGUGGCCAGGGAGGUGCCUGUGCCCAUACGCGUCUAUGCGGCCUAGUCGCAUUUUUUCCGUCUUUCCUGGCAAGUACCGAAGGGAUCGAUAUUAGACGAUCCCUCCUGUACUUUUUCCCAAGUUAGUGUAGUUUGUAAUCGCGGCACGUAGUGGCAGUGUUCCGUCACGCCGCCUAGAUUAGCCGUGAUUUAUUCUUCGCGAACUGACGCCCCCUUGUAAAUAUCCCUCCCAAAGAGAUAACACAUCGCAACACGUCCAAUAAGUUAGGGUUAGAUGUAAGAUGGUCUCUACCUUUAGAACACCAUGGACGCGGAACGCGUCCACCGAACAGAUGUUAUCGGCACCCUUUAGUUAAUUAAAUCGCGACAUUCCAAACGUUCUUCACGAACAAAAGCAAAGUUUCACAAACAACGAAGUUAUGCAAAUACUAGUAUUAUACAUAUUUAGAUUAAGAGUGGAAUUAAGUGAGAUUUAAAUAUUAUAAUGAGCGGCCGGAGCCGCAUCUAGUCGCAGCCUCUAGUCCCGGACCUGGUUAAUCCAUUCUAGUCCCAGUUAUAGUCAAUUAUCGUUUCGGUUCGGUUUGUUGUUCAGAUCUAUAUGAUAUUAUAUACCGCGCGGAGUCUAAAGCACGACUUAGCCAACGACUUUUAUUCCAAUUGUACUAUAUAUACAUAGCGAACAAGAGAAAAUUAUUAAAAAAAAUAAUUGAGAUCAACGAAGCAUAGUUUUGGCAGUAUUUUUGCAAGCAUAUAUUAUACAUGAUAACUAUAUAUUUAUUAAUACGGUAAUGACCUUGUCAAUACCGACGUCUAGGUAAACGAAGGAGUAGCACCUAUAACCUGUUGUCCCUGAUUGUUACGAGUGGGCCAGUGCAAUGAAAAACAACCAAAAUGCAAACAAGACAAAAACCAACAAAAUCUACACUAGUCAAUUACAGUCAAUUAUAAUCUUAGAUGUUCUUCUAAUUUUAAUUCAAAAUUCUAUAAAAAAUGUUAAGACUUUAACCAAAUUUUUUAUUAAUAAUAAUAUACAAAGCGUGUCAGAACUAAGCAACGUAUCCGGCUCGAAGAACCAUAUUUUGUUGCUCAAAUUACAAUUUAAUAAUGAUAUUAAAAAAAUAAAGUUGGUAUUGUGUAAUUCAUUUUGUCAGAAAUUAUUAUGACAAAUGGGCAAAGUUUUACAGUAAAACUUCUCAACAACGGACACCGAUAUGGAAUCUUCAACUGUUGAGAGGUGUCCACAAACGGGAGGUAGAAAUUUUAAUAUAGAUUAGGUUACGUUCUUAUAAAAAUGUCCGUUGUGAAGAGGUGUCCGUUAUUCGGAGAUGUCGAUUAAAGAAGGUUUUACUGUAACAUUUUUGCACAUUUUUAUUAAUUUUUUUCUAAAUACUGGGCACUUAAUUUUACAUAUAAUUAUUAAGGAUAACUUCCUAGAAUUGCUUUUUGUUAUUUAUUAUACAAGACGGUAAAGACACUGUUUGCCUACGAGUGAAAGUUUAAAUUUGUUAAGGAAAAUUUACCAAAAUUACUUUUAGUUAUUUAUUAUGCAAGACGGUAAAGAAAUUGUUUAACUAUGAGUGAAAAAGUUAAAUUUAGCAGUGACGAAGUCGUGAGUGAACUUAUUUACGAGUCGGUAACAAUCUUUAUCGUCGUGUAUAAUACAUUUUUUUCUAUAGCAGAAGUUGAUAAAAAAAUAGUUUGACAUUUACUAUAGAAAAACUACUGUAUUCAAAAAAUAAAAAGCUAAUUUUUUCAUAUGAUAAACUAAGGGUAGGUUUAUAGAAGCGUCAUUAAGUUAAUCUGCAAUUAAAUACGUGAUUAACUGACUACUUGACCAAAUUGCACAAAUUUGAUUGCUUCAUUCGCGGUAACUUUUAACAACGAGUUAAGUUUAACAAAGCUUUCUAUAAACCGGUCUUAAGACACGAUUUAAAUUUGACUGAAUUUAUUAUAAGCAUUUACAAAAACAACUAUAUUUUUUUAGUGUAAGUAAAUUAAGAUAAUUUAGCAAAUAUUUUAUUACUUUAUUACUUUUAUUUUGGAAAAAAAUAAUAAUGUGUGCAGCUAUUUGGUAUGUGUGUAUAACAUCUAAAUAUCGUGCCUUUAAUUUAAUUUUUAUCAAAUCAGCAAUACAGAACAAUACAACGAAAAAAUUGAAAAACAACAAAAUUGAAAUCAAAAAGUAUGCAUUUUUGGACGUUGCUAAUAUAACACACAAAUUUUCGUUGGAUUAAUAUAAAUAUUAGUUAGCAAUAUCUCAAAAACUAGAGCUGAUAAAAAAAAUCUGUUGGCAAUUUUAAAAUCAGCAUCCGACAAUUACUUAACAACAGCAAAAAAAUUGAGGCAACAGAUAUACGUAUAUACUGUAAACUAGUGUGAUAAUAUUACAAGUUACAGCUGCUAAGACAUCGACUGUUUACAAGUAGUUACAUUUUGACAAAAAUAGUUUUUUUGAAGAACAUAAGAGGACAAGAAAAGUUUAAACUAAAGGAAUUUAAUUAAAUUGGAGGUUUUUUUUUUGAUUAAAAUUUGAAUGUUACUCGAAAUCAGUGAUAGGAGUACAGCAUUUUAUGCAGUUUUUCUCUAAAACUCCUACUAAAUCCAUUGAAUAGUAUAUCACGUCUAUUAAAAUUUUACAAGAAAUAUUGAAAACAACAACAAAUUUAACGGCAAUAAAAAAGCAAGUAAAUAAAACUCAAAAAAAAAUGAAAUAUUGUCAAAAUUUUAGAAAUUCUAGUCAUUUGACUUAGGAAGAAUCUGACUCGCUCUGUAUUAAUAAUUAAUAAUAUGAAUACCUAAAAAAUUAAGGGCCUGUUUAUUGAAAGCAAAAUUAAAAAUUUAAGUCUCUAUUAAAAAUUAAUUGACGGUUAUUGGUUCACUUGGUCACGUGAUUGGUUAACCUUACGAUGGAUUCCAGUUAACUUAACGAUGCUUCUUUAAACCGGUCUAAUGUACAUUUUAUUAUUGAGAAAAUAAUGAAAAACACAGUUUUGCUUUUAAGUACUAACACAAUUUAAUUUUAUAAAAAAAACAAAUACAAAAGUGUAAAAAAAUGUAUGAACAACAUAAAGCAAAAUUAAAAAAUAAUUAUUGUUUCAUGCAUCUAUCUUAUGUUUUUGAAAAAAAGGCAUAAAAAAUGCAUAAAAUUAAAAUUAGCAACACAAAAAAUAUCCAAAAUUGGCAGUGAAAAUUUGAAUUUAAUGGAAGAUUCGGUUUCUAGUCAUAAAAUAUUGGAACAGUUCUAUGUUUAAAUUUUUUUGUCUUGUUUGUGUGUGGUUUAGAAUGGCCCUUGCGCUGCGCCAGGCGAGUGUGCAUCUAGUCAUUAGCCAGAUAGUAGUGUGGGGCCGCAUCCGGCGCCACUGGCGACCUCGGCCACCUUUGGUGUCGAUGGUGCCUUAAAGCCAUUUCGAGGGGCCGUCGCCCAACAACGAAGAGCAACAUAAAAAUUUUAAUAAAUUAACCCGAGAAACCCAAUUCGUCCACUCCGAGCGUCCGCCAGUGGCGCACCAGCCAGUAGCGUAGAGAGCACCGUAGCGUGUGAAAGCAUAGGCAUAAAAAUAGGGGUUAUAAUUUGACAUAUAUUCAUAUAGUUUAUAAAAAUAUUCGCUGGCAAUAAGUUCGGGGGGGAGACGCGAGCCGCGACACCCUUGAAACACUUUCGAAGCAAUAAAUUUUGGGUGAGGUGGGGCGAGAGGGCAGCGGGGCUCAGUAUCAGCCCCCGGAAGCCGGGUAUUCAAAAGCAAUAAGCACAGUAGUCGGGUCAAAGGCGGCCUGGAACCAUAGCAAUAUAGAGAUAACGAAUACUUAAGUAAUAUAGACUUAAGAACUAGACAUCGAAUGAGCCAACGGCAGCGGUGCCACUCGUCACGUGGUCAAGUCCAAGCGAUUUGAUUGGGGCGGGCGGCGCCGCUGCCGUCUAGAUUAGCUGCCUGCCUAUCUAUAUAUAAAUAUAUAGCAAUAUAGUGUCAGCAAUAGUUUACAAUUAUACUAUUAACGAAUAUAAUCAAAGCAAUACCAUAUACUGUAUUAUUUAUUUAGUAUUAUAGAGUUUAGACGAACCUAUACUAAAAAUAGCCCUCUAGCGUGGUAGUGUCACGCCCGAGUAGCAGCAAUGCCAAAGAUGUGGACAUGUUGAUGACGUUUUCGUGCAUAUUUUCUAGAAUGUUUCGUGUUCUGCUCAGAUUAUUGCAGAGGUUUAGGCACUUUGGCUAAGCGCAGAGCUUGCAGAACCUGUACACUUGCAGUCCAGUACUUGACCACUUCAUUAUUAUUAUUAUAUUUCAUUAUAUGAUUAUUAUUAUUACUGUAACACUACAUAGUAAGUUUUGUAUUAUAUUUUCAUAAUAAAUAGACUAGAAAAUUUA
Messenger RNA from Tribolium castaneum (red flour beetle), 5825 nucleotides. Its product is annotated as scratch 2. The coding region runs from base 242 to 1507 and encodes 421 amino acids. The record is from RefSeq and is a predicted model, not a curated record. Lineage: Eukaryota; Metazoa; Arthropoda; Insecta; Coleoptera; Tenebrionidae. Gene Ontology annotation, molecular function: RNA polymerase II cis-regulatory region sequence-specific DNA binding; DNA-binding transcription factor activity, RNA polymerase II-specific. Gene Ontology annotation, biological process: regulation of DNA-templated transcription. The transcript has 2 exons.